This is a messenger RNA of Mya arenaria, 1747 nucleotides long. RefSeq lists its product as uncharacterized. The transcript has 3 exons. Lineage: Eukaryota; Metazoa; Mollusca; Bivalvia; Myida; Myidae. Gene Ontology annotation, biological process: transmembrane transport. Gene Ontology annotation, molecular function: water channel activity. The record is from RefSeq and is a predicted model, not a curated record. Bases 135 to 998 code for a protein of 287 amino acids. Gene Ontology annotation, cellular component: plasma membrane.
CAUCACUCCAAGUUGGCGUUGAAUACACCGUGACAGUUGGAAGUACACCGCCUCUUAUAAUUAAUUCAUAUAAUUUAACAUUUACGUCGUAACUAUUUGGAAACAUUUUAAAUAGCUGUUAGUUGUAUGACAUAAUGACAGACAACGAAAAAAAUCCAUUGCCGGAAUAUGAGCGCAAUGACACGUCGGACGUGGAAACGUUUGCAAGUCGAGAAUUAAAGGAUGUAAAAAGUUUAAAUUUCUGGAGAGCUUUUUUUGCAGAGUACGUCGGAACGUUUUUGUUGUGUUUUUAUACGAUCUUAUAUGGACUCUACAACCCCGACACCCACGAUCCGACGACGCUCCUCGCCGGUGCCAUCGGAACCGCGUUCAUUGUGGGAUGUUUAAUCAACUCUCUUGUCAACGUGAGCGGCGGACACAUCAACCCCGUUCUAUCGAUCGGUUUUCUGGCGGCCGGGCAGCUCACACUGAUCCGCUUCCUGUGUUACGUUGUCUCCCAAUGCUGCGCGAGUAUCACAGCCGUACUUGUCAUCCGGGAGCUUGUGCCCGCAGAGAUGCACGGGAAUCUUGGGCUUAUUCUUCCUGGGGAAGGAAUCACUUCCGGUCAGGCGCUCGUGAUGGAGUUCUUUAUUUCGUUCAUGCUUUUGUUUGGGACGUUUGCGUUUAUAGAUGAAGAGCGAACGGACAAUACGACGCCUGUGCCAAUUUAUGUCGGCAUGAUUGUUGCUUCGAAUAUACUUUGUGGGGCCCGAAUAUCUGGUGCAUGCAUGAACCCCGCCAGAAACUUUGGCCCAGCAAUCGUAAACGCAGACUUUCACCUUCAGUGGCUGUACUGGGUGGGUCCACUACUAGGGGGCGCUGCAGGAUCCCUGACAUACACCCAGUUGUUCUCUGCCCGAGCAAUGAACGGCUGCUCAUUCAGUCUCUGCCGGAAGAGACGCCGUAGGGCGCCCAGAAAGCAGGACCGGAAAGACCAAGAGGCCGAGCACAUGUUGUGAGUGCGGGAAACGGGAAGUGAAAUCAGACAAGGUGCUAAACACUGAUAUUACCUCACUUGGAUAUUUCAUUACACAGCAGUCUCGGACGUCAGGAACAAAUACAACAUUAAACACACAUUUUAAAAUGGACCAAAUGGGAAAGACCAGCAUUUGAAAGAUUUACGGCGAAUGGGUUAUCAAAUUAAACCACGUUCUACAUAACAGGCUCUCCGGCCAUAUAUCUGGGAAAAAGCUAGGAGAAAUUUAGGAGUGUUUCAAGCAGAAAACUAGGAAAAAAAUAGGAAUACUGAGACAAAACUAGGAGGUAUUUUUAGAUAAAGUAUUACCUUACUUCUGCUGUACAGUCCAAUUACCUUACAUAUAAGUGUUCAGCUGAUUGUAAAUUUGCUUCUGUUUGGCGUCACUUUAGCAUAGUCCAACCUUAAAUCACCAUGGGUGAAGGCCAAACUAUGUGUAAGUGACACGAGACCACUACUGCCAGUAGCAUCUAUAUAGGCAAGUCAGCUGAACAUCUCUACAUUGCUGUCUGCAAGAAAAUCUUCAUUACACAAUGAAAACACAAAAUUGAAACAUUCAGUCAUAAUGCUGCAAAUGAAAAACUAGGAAUACUAGGAGCAUUUUAGAAAAACUAGGAGUACUUAAAAAAACUAGUAACGGCUGGAGAGCCUGAUACAAGAUAAACCAACGAGAACAAACUUACAACCUUAAGUUUCUUUAAGUAGUCAAAGGAUAUUUAAAAUUAUAUACUU